Molecule: messenger RNA, 1402 nt
Organism: Dendronephthya gigantea
Lineage: Eukaryota; Metazoa; Cnidaria; Anthozoa; Malacalcyonacea; Nephtheidae
Exons: 4
Coding region: 322-1203 (293 amino acids)
Molecular function (GO): hydrolase activity, acting on carbon-nitrogen (but not peptide) bonds, in cyclic amidines; zinc ion binding
Source: RefSeq, a predicted model, not a curated record
UCAUGGACUUCAUGGGUAAACGAUUACACAGCGAAUAACCGGAAAUUUUACAAACAAAAUGAAUUAUCAAUAUCGAACAUCGUUGCAGGCCUGUUGAAAUAAAUGACAUAUACAAAAGAGGAUCGAAAACGUCUUGUAGAGAAACGUUUUAAAGUCAUAUAUCGAUAUCACAAUUUGGUUGACAUUGGCAUUGCUCGCAGUUUGAUCCCUGGAAUGCCAUGGAAAGUUAGGACAUCAAGCAAGAAACUGAAGUUGGAUCUACAAUUCUACAUUGCUCGAUACAGUUCGCGUAAAAUCUAAAAUUUCUGGUGGAGCAUUAGCAUGGCUGGAGUAGAAGGCAACCAAAUAUGUAGUCCGAUAUAUCCAAAAUCAAUUAAACCCAUUAAACGACGCGAGAAAGAAGAAGAAAUCAUCGGAUCGAAAGCACAAUUUUGCGCAGCAUUUUACCAUGUCCAUGAGUGGCACUACACCGUCCGGGGAACAACUGAGCAUCAUUGUCUGGAUGAAGAUAGUUGCAUUAUCGCUGAGAGAGCUAAGAUGUCUAAAAAGCAAAGUAAUUGGCAUGUCCAACCCAAGGACGUUGUGGCGGUUGUUAAGUUCGAGGAUAGGGAAAAAAAUACUCUGUAUGAAGCGAGGUAUACCAAUUGCAGACCACAAAAAAUGCAUGCCGAAGAUUUCUUUAAAUACGACAUAGAAGAAGGAGAUUUGAAAGAAAUAGUGAGAGAAAAUGAAGGUGGGAGGAUCACCAUGUACCUCACGUUGCAACCUUGCAACAGAUCUACCAGUCUUGAAGGAACAGAAAAUACUAGAGCGAAUCAAAGCUGUUGUGAAAAGCUUGUGAAAAUCUACAGUCGAAAUCUGCGUCGCAGGAAUAUAGAUUUGUGUGUUAAAGUAACCCACAUGUGUCGAUUGAACCUCGUACAAGAAACAGGAGAAGAUGAGAUAUUGAGACAGCGGGCUGUGGCAGGGGUGACGGCGUUGAUGCUAAUUGGGGUGGAAGUCAAGGAGAUGACCAAGGGGGAUUGGGAAUACCUUUUCAAAAUGACCGAAGCUAACGUCCCAGAAAAUAAGGAAAGCCGCCAAAAGUUGGACAAAUCUGUCCAGAAAACGCUGGCUGAAGUGGAACUGUUCACGAAAUCGUUAACGAAGUCACUUUCUUUGUUGUCUUCAGUCGUCAACAAAUUACAGGCCAAGAAUCAGUGAUCUAUAUAUGAACUGGAGCGAUAAGUCGCCAACUUCGAAGCAAAAAAAAAAGAAUUUCGAAUUUUGAAGGAAUUUCGUUUUAAACUAAUCGGUAAAUUUGUUUACAUUUUUGUGGCAAAGCCAAUCGGAAUUGCUAUAUUUUUAAUGCUUGAUGUAAAAUGGUCAAUAAUGCACCUGUUACCGGAAGUAAUUAAAAUUC